CACUUCAUAUACCUUGUCAUUUCUCCUCCACUCUCUCUCUCUCUCUCUCACUCAAUCUCAAAUCCUCCUUACAACUCUUACCUUCUUAUUUUGAUCAUCAAACCCCAUCUUAAGAAAACCUCAAAUUUUCUCUUUCUCUUCUCUCUCCAUCUCCUUUUUUAACCUGAAAAUUUAGCUUCUCCCAUAUAUUAUCAUCAAUCUUUCUCAAACAAGGACCUUCUAGAUAUAGUCCUUUUCUUUAACCUACUUACAAACACAAGAACAAACUAAAAGACCUAGGGCCAACAAAUAGAAGAAGUGAGAAAGGGAGACAAACUAAUUGUGGCUAGCUGUUCUUGUAGUUUUCUUUUGAUCAAGGAUAUAUGGAGCUAUUCCCAGCACAACCAGACUUAUCUUUACAAAUCAGCCCUCCAAACAGCAAACCAUCAUCAACUAAUUGGAAGAGGAGUAGUAAUAAAAGUACUACUGAAGAUGAAAAGGAUUUAAUGUUCUGGAGAAGAGCUUUGGAAUCAAGAAACUCCAAUACCUCUUCACUCUCAAAACCUCAUAAUAAUAAUAAUAAUAAUAAUAAUAAUAAUAAUAAUAAUAAUAAUAAUAAUAAUACUUCUCUAUUUGAGCUUUCUUUAUCCAAUCCUAAACCUACUCCUGAAUUUAAAUCUGGCCCUUUUCAUCACAUCCAAAACACUCACAACAAUUUCAUCCACUCUUUACAGCAAAACCAAGGGCUUAACUCAGAACUUUGUUUUUUGAGACCUAUAAGAGGAAUUCCUGUAUACCAUCAAAACCCUCCUCCUCCUCCUCCUACUUCACACUACCCAAUAUUUGGUCAGCAAACUUUUGACAAUACUAGUACUGCAGCUACAUUACCUAUACGUUCUUCUGGUUGUUGUAUUAAUAAUAACAAUAACAAAACAAUGUCUAAUUCCUCAUCGUCAAGAAUCCCUUUUCACACGUCCCAGCAAUAUCAUCAUCAAGCUGGGGUAAUGCGAUCAAGAUUUUUGUCAAGAUUUCCAGCUAAACGUACUAUGAGAGCUCCGCGAAUGCGGUGGACUAGCAGUCUUCAUGCCAGAUUUGUUCAUGCUGUUGAGCUCUUGGGUGGCCACGAAAGAGCAACACCCAAGUCGGUUCUGGAGCUUAUGGAUGUGAAAGAUCUCACUUUGGCACAUGUUAAAUCUCAUUUACAGAUGUAUCGGACGGUUAAAACUACCGAUAGAGUAGCAGUUCCAGCUUCUUCAGGCCAAUCGGAGGUAUUCGAUAAUGGGUCUUCUGGGGAUACUUCAGAGGAUUUAAUCCCUGACAUUGAAAAUUCAAGGAAGUCUGAUUUAUCUGACCAACAAGCCAAAAAUAACAAUAUGCAUCUCCAAGAUAAAGAUUACCAUGGUCUUUGGAGCAACUCUUCAAGCAGAGAAAGUUGGCAGUUGCAUGGAAAACUUGGAGACUAUCCGGGCAACAUUCCAUCUCUUGAGAAAUUACAGCAUAAAGAGAUGGAAGGAAAAUGCUUAAGCUAUGAUAGAAUAUCAGGAGAGGUGAGCUCAUCAAGCAUAACAGAGACAAGUCCAAAAAAGAAGCCUAAUCUGGAGUUUACUUUGGGAAGACCUUCACAGUAAAAAGAAAUCUUCUCUGCUCAUAAGUUAGUAUGUACUACUCAUUUUGAAAUCAUUAUAAUCUCUGACAAGGGAGCUUAGCUACUAGCUAGCUAGCUAGCUGGUUUAAAGAAAAAGUAAAGAGAAUCAGGUAUCCACAAAAACCAGAGAAAAGCAAAGGAAAAGAGAGCUAAAGAAAGACAAGGAGACAAGAAAGACAGGAAGAAGGAAAAGGAGAAGGGUGUGACCUCUGAAUCAAACAAUAUGUUAUUUUAUUCCCUUUCUAGAGAUAGAGAAGAAUAUGAAAUCUCAUUGAUUUUGUGUAUUAUUAGACUAGUCAUUAGAGGGAGAUCAAUGAUAGAAGAGGCUUUUUUC
Molecule: messenger RNA, 1958 nt
Organism: Nicotiana attenuata
Lineage: Eukaryota; Viridiplantae; Streptophyta; Magnoliopsida; Solanales; Solanaceae
Product: probable transcription factor KAN2
Exons: 6
Coding region: 363-1607 (414 amino acids)
Biological process (GO): regulation of DNA-templated transcription; abaxial cell fate specification
Cellular component (GO): nucleus
Molecular function (GO): transcription cis-regulatory region binding
Source: RefSeq, a predicted model, not a curated record